AUGGCCUCUACCUUCAAUCGGUCCGCCACCGUGGCCGACCACGACCCUGACUCGGACCACUACGAUGACGGACUUGACGGAGACUACAGCUUGAUUGCAGAUGUUGCAGAUGCAGACUACCCCGACGCGAUCGACUACUAUGCCCUACUGGGUGUUUCCUCUAAACCUCCUCCGACCGACGCCGAAAUCCGGUCCGCCUACCGCAAUUUGACUCUCAGCUUCCACCCGGAUAAACAGCCUCCGCACCUUCGCGAAGCAGCACAGCGGCACUUCAACCAGAUCCAAGAGGCCUAUGAUGUGUUGACCGAUUCGCAAAAGCGCAUAGUCUACGAUAUGCUUGGUGCAGAGGGUGUGAAGCGUGAGUGGGGAAAUGACGGUGCCAUGGGCAGCCACGGCGAAGCUGCGAACCAAGAGGUCGGCGUCAAGACUAUGUCUUCGGACCAAUUUCGGCGGUGGUUUUUGAAAACCAUGAAGAAGCGGGAGCGCAAGGCUGUGGAAAGCCUCGUGGAAAGCCAUGGCACUUUGACCCUCGGAAUCGAUGCAUCGGAAACAAUCACAGUAGACGGCGAAGAUGAUGUGACUUUCCAUAUACCCUCGCCGGAGCUCUCCACGUUUGGGGUAAAUUACAGUUUCAAUACACCAUUGUCGCUUCCAGACUUCUUUAGGACAAAAGGCAACAACUCUGAAGAUAAAGAUGACUCUACAGAAGAACCGGAUCCAGAAGACGAGGAAGAUGGCGAUCUAGUACAGCUCACAAUAAAUGCUGGUGUCCGUGGCAAUUUAAGAAAAAGAACGCAGCGAUUGACUAUUGAGUAUGAAGACGGUACAGAGGAUGUUGAGGUACCAAUUGCUCCGAUUUUGGCAGGAAAUGCACUGGAGCUUGGAGCUACCGUGACCCCUAACUUCAAGGGCCUACUCGGCAACCGGGGUGUUUGGAAUCGAUUUCCUUUCUCUUUCCUAAAGGAUUCAAACGUCUCAUUCGGUGCGCUUCUACUUCCAACCCCAGCUCUUACGACUACCUUUACUGGAUCAUAUUCACCGUUACUUGGCGCUCAGCCCUUCAAUGUGGCUGCCACUGGUACCAUCCAGCGAUCUCUUCUUGAAAGCCCACCGUCUUUCCAGAUACAGACGACAAAGAUAAUUGCCAAAAGAAAGGCUGCAGUGCUUACCUGGAACAGCGGAGUCUUACAAUGGCCCGUUUUUCUCACUGAAACGUUCCCUGCACUUGGAAUGGGCGUCGAAUCAUUUUAUACUUCGAUGGAAAACCCUGGCCAGCUUCAAAUUGGCCUGGUGUCUUUCCCGGAGUCUAAAACUGAUACUACGGAACCUGAAGGGGGAAAUUGGGAUGAUGAAACACAAAGUCAGACGAAUAUCGAUCGCUCUGCGGAAAGAUGGAAUGCAUCCCUCACGCUGUCUCCAGGAGGAGGUGGUGUCGCUCUUUCAUAUUCAAGGAAUCUAUUUUCUGGGAAGCCAAUGGAUGAUCCUGUGAGGACUGAGUGGAGCUCCGAAGGCUACCUGCCCAUGGCAAAGAUGAACGAAGCACGCGCAGUCAAGCUUCAGGUUGAGAGCGUUAUUGGGCUCGACGGCUCUAUCCAGUGGACCGUGAAAGGUACCCGACGAGUUGGCGAAAAUACCAAGAUUGGACUGGGUAUGGGAAUUUCGGCGAACAAUGUUGCAAUGACUGUCCACUGGAAACGUCUUGGCCAGAACAUCAAUCUCCCCGUCAUUCUCAUGCCUCACCGUCAUCACGAUGCUGCAGUACUUGCCACUGCCAUCCCCUGGGUGGCAUAUUGUGCCAUUGAAUUUGGAUAUAUCCGCCCACGGGAUCGAAGGAAGCGUCGACAGGAAGUUGCCCGUCGCCACAAGGAGCUGAAUAAGCUCAUUCCCAAGAAACGCGCCGAAAGCAACCAAGCUAUCGAGCUGAUGCGGGACCAUGUAGCGCGACGCCAAGCAAGAGAGAAACACCACGACGGCUUGGUUGUUACAAAGGCAGAAUAUGGUUACUACCCUUCGCAAAGCAAGAAACCUAAGAGUGGAUUCACGGAGCCUCGAGUUAUGGACGCGACCAUCCCCGUGGCAUCGCUGGUGUAUGGGGGUCAGUUGGUGAUCCCGAAGGAACGGGUGAAGUUCAAAACCCCAGGGUUUUAUGAUCCAGCACCGCUCUUGCCCAAACGCUUGAAGAUCUGGUACAAUUUCCAGGGACAAGAGCAUUUUGUCGAACUUGGCGACAAGGAGGGAACUGCCUGUCCAGUACGUCUCAUCAUGGCUUCUCUUGCAUCGGGACUAUUCAAAUCCCUCCCCAAGCCCAAGUAUACCGGCGAGGAAGAGGAGGUGCCGCAGCAUGCGCAACCCCGUGGCCCGCGUGUAGUGGGCGCUGACCAGCUCGACGAAACCCAAGUCGUCCUCCGGAGAGUUGGACCUCCACCAUACGGAAACCGCGCAGGAUGGCGACCUCGAGCUCCCGAAGACUUUGGCGACGGCGGCGCGUUCCCUGAAAUUCUAGUCGCACAAUACCCCCUUGACAUGGGUCGAAAGGGAACCUCCUCGACCUCAAAUGCGCUCGCGCUCCAGGUCGAUGCCGAGGGCAAGGUGAAGUACGAUGCCAUUGCGCGCCGGGGACAUGCCGACAAUCGGGUUGUCCAUGCAUCAUUCAAGGAUUUGAUCCCACUGCGCCAGCGAGUGGAUAUGGGGGAGAUCUCGUUAGACCGCCCAUCGGAGGAGGAAGUUGCAGCGCAGAUGGAGAAAACGAAGAAUGCUUUGGCCAGUCUUGUCGACGGAGCCGUUCAGGCCCAGAAGCCGAAGAACGUUAAGGGCGGACGCCGGAACGAGCCUACCUUUGUGCGAUAUACGCCUGCGAACCAGAUGGGAGAUAAUGACAAGAAGAACGACCGCAUUAUGAAGAUCGUGGACCGACAACAGGAUCCGAUGGAACCACCUAAAUUCAAGCAUAAGAAGAUCCCCCGUGGCCCGCCAUCUCCUCCGCCCCCCGUCAUGCACUCGCCGCCGAGAAAGCUUACCGCCGAAGAUCAAGAAGCGUGGAAGAUCCCUCCGCCCGUGUCGAACUGGAAGAACCCGAAGGGUUAUACCGUCCCCUUGGACAAGCGUCUGGCUGCCGAUGGCCGUGGAUUACAGGAUGUGACUAUUAACGACAAGUUCGCUCAGCUUGCAGAGUCCUUGUUCACCGCCGAUCGCCACGCCCGAGAGGAAGUGCAGCUUCGUGCCCAGAUGCAGCAGAAGCUUGCCGAGAAGGAGAAGGCUCAGAAGGAAGAACAUCUCCGACAAUUGGCCCAAAAGGCGCGCCAGGAGCGUGCUGGUCCCAGCCGUCGCGAUUCCGAUGCCCGAUCACGCUCGCGCAGUGCUAGUCGAAGUGCAUCUCCAUACUCGUCAAGAUCCGCCACGCCCGACCAAGACGAGCAAGCUGCCCGUGAUCGUGAACAGCAGCGCCGCGAACGUCGCCAGGAGAACGAGCGACAACUCCGCCAGUCUCGCAUGGGAACAGAGCGUCGUAUACAGACUAUGGCCCGCGAGCAGAACCGUGAUAUCUCCGAGAAGGUCGCUCUUGGAUUAGCCAAGCCGACGCAGAGCUCCGAGUCUAUGUGGGAUUCGCGGUUGUUCAACCAGACCAGCGGUAUGCAUGCUGGAUUCAACGAAGAUAACCCUUACGACAAGCCGCUGUUUGCCGCGCAGGACGCCAUCAACAGUAUCUACCGUCCUCGGGCCCAGGCCGACGCCGACGAUGAGGAGGCAGGCGAAGGCGAGAUGAGCAAGAUUCAAAAGACCAACCGCUUUGAAGUUCUUGGGCGUGCCAAGGAAGGUUUCCGCGGUGCUGCCGAUGCCGAAGAGCGUCAAGGCCCUGUACAGUUUGAGAAGGAUACUGCGGAUCCAUUCGGCAUUGACAGCAUGAUUGCCGAUGUCACGGCUGGUCAGAAGCGCUAUGGUAUCCAAGAAGCAGAGCCUGAUGACCGUGGUUCCAAGCGUGCCAGGGUGGAUGACGAUUGA
Messenger RNA from Penicillium manginii, 3999 nucleotides. RefSeq lists its product as uncharacterized. Gene Ontology annotation, biological process: mRNA splicing, via spliceosome. Gene Ontology annotation, cellular component: spliceosomal complex. The record is from RefSeq and is a predicted model, not a curated record. The coding region runs from base 1 to 3999 and encodes 1332 amino acids. The transcript has 5 exons. Lineage: Eukaryota; Fungi; Ascomycota; Eurotiomycetes; Eurotiales; Aspergillaceae.